This is a messenger RNA of Liolophura sinensis, 3133 nucleotides long. Its product is annotated as deoxyribose-phosphate aldolase-like. Gene Ontology annotation, cellular component: cytoplasm. Gene Ontology annotation, biological process: carbohydrate catabolic process; deoxyribonucleotide catabolic process. Gene Ontology annotation, molecular function: deoxyribose-phosphate aldolase activity. NCBI's taxonomy places the organism in Eukaryota, Metazoa, Mollusca, Polyplacophora, Chitonida, Chitonidae. The record is from RefSeq and is a predicted model, not a curated record.
GCAAACAUGGCGGCCAGAAAUCCAGGCUGUUCGUUUGAUUCCGCCUGGCUGGACAAUGUAUACAUAAACUUACCAGCCAUAAAGAGGAGAGCAGACACACUUAGCACACGACGCACAGUUAAGAAACAGUGGCAGGCUGCCUGGUUGUUGAAGGCUGUCACAUGUAUAGACCUGACCACUCUCUCAGGUGACGACACCCCAGCCAAUACAGCGAGACUUUGCUACAAAGCCAAACAUCCAAUCAGGGAAGACCUUUUGAAAGCAGUGGGAAUGGAAAACAGUGGAAUAACAACAGGCUGUGUAUGUGUGUACCCUAGCCGGGUGGCAGAAUGCGUGAAAUUCCUCAAAGAGGCAGGUGGACCAGAUAUCCAUGUGGCUUCAGUUGCUACAGGCUUCCCAUCAGGACAAUACCCACUGAAGACCCGCCUGGAGGAGUGUCGGCAGGUGGUCGCCACGGGGGCGCUGGAGGUGGACGUCGUUAUUAACCGACAUUACGCCCUGACCGGCAACUGGAAGGGUGUAUACAAUGAGGUCAGACAGAUGAGAGAAGCGUGUGGGGAAGCUCACCUUAAGACCAUCCUGGCUGUGGGAGAACUGGGCUCUAUGAUUAAUGUAUACAAGGCCAGCAUGGCCUGCAUGAUGGCAGGUGCUGAUUUUAUCAAGACUUCUACAGGUAAAGAAGCUGUCAAUGCCACCCUUCCAGUAGGCCUGGUGAUGACCCGAGCGAUCAGAGAGUACUACAAGAGAACGGGUUACAAGGUAGGGUUCAAACCAGCUGGAGGGAUCCGGUCUGCUAAGGACGCCUGUACAUGGCUGAGCCUGAUGAAGGAGGAGCUCGGGGUGGAGUGGAUGCAACCCUUGCUCUUCCGCAUUGGGGCAAGUUCUUUGUUGGGGGACAUAGAGCGUCAGCUGUUCCACCAUGUGACUGGUCGCUAUGCUGCGGCCCACGAACUACCACUGGCUUAAAUCAUGGAAUGUGAUGAUAAAAAUAGUAUAUGUGUGGGUGUGUUUUUCUGAUUGAAAAAAAAAAUCCAAACUGUCACUUUAAUACAUUGUAUAUGGAAACAGUUUUGUUAACUUGUUAAGGCCAAAAUACAUAAUGAACAUACAGUGCUCCUUUGAUUUAGAUUUACAUUGCUGUGAUAAGCUGUUCAUUGAGAUCACAUAAAGCAGCUAAAAUUAAAUGUGCCCUCAGUUUCCUUAAAAAAAAUGGUUUCAAGAAAUGUGUAUUUUGGUCUGCAAGCAUGAUACAAUUAACCAAGGUAAAAUACAUGUAAGACAGGAGUGCUUUAUCAUCAUCAUUAAAUUAGUGGAAUUUAAAUAAUUAAAUUAAAUCAUAAUUAUCAUCGUAAAUAACUUGUGUUAUUAGCUGAGUACGAAUGUGUUUGGUCCGUUAUGCACAGUUCCAUAUUAUACAGUGUAUUAGCACUGAAAACACACACACUGGUUAACUGCUGCAGGACAUCUAGAUGUAAUUUGCUCUAUAUGCUACAUGUCCAUUUUAGGUCACAAAUGCAUAUGUGUACACGUAUGCAUCUGCGACCACCUAGCCUUGCAAUGAUCAGUUCAUUUAAAGUUCAUAUACAUGUACAUAUAUGUUUGAGUAUAACAUAACAUUAAUAACAUCAUAUUAUAAAUGAUAAAUAAUGUAAUUAGACUGUGUAUACACUAUGUAAGUAUGUGUAAGAUAUGGGUCAAGGUAGGGUCUUCAGAAUCCGUUCAAAACUGAACUACUUUAAGGAAGUGUCCUGAUUAGGAAUUCCUUGAUGUGUAUUGACUGAGAACUCUUCCUGACAGUGUCUUGAUUGAGAACUCUUCCUGGAAGCGUCUUUCCUGCAAACUCUUCCUGACAGUGCCUUCACUGUGAAAUCUUCCUGGAAGUUUCUUUACUGGGAACGCUUUGUGGAAUUGUCUUGACGAGGAGCUCUUUCUGGAAGUUUCUUGACUCUUGACUAGGAACUCUUUCUGGAAGUGUCUUUACUGGGAACUCUUUCUGGAAGUGUCUUUACUGGGAACUCUUCCUGGAAGUUUCUUUACUGGGAACGCUUUGUGGAAUUGUCUUGACGAGGAGCUCUUUCUGGAAGUUUCUUGACUCUUGACUGGGAACUCUUUCUGGAAGUGUCUUUACUGGGAACUCUUUCUGGAAGUGUCUUUACUGGGAACUCUUCCUGGAAGUUUCUUUACUGGGAACUCUCCCUGGAAGAAUUUGAGAUGUGAUAAAACCAUGCCUACAUACAUGCACGUCAAGACUUGAAUGCAUGGCUUGAAUGAGCGAUAUUAAAUCUCUUUUUAUUUUAAACUAUGUACAGGCUGAUACAUCUAGGCAUCAGUGCGUAUCCAUUAUGGUUCCUUCAGCGUACAGCCUAGGUACUUUAGUGAACCAACUUUCCCAUAAACUCUUAUAACAACAACAGAAGUAUUUUACAGAUUUCUUUGUCUGUCUCAUUGGUGAUCUUGUUCAUGCAGAUUAGUAUUGGUAGGUUUGACUCUUUGAUGUCUCAUGGACUGAAUAUGUGUAUUUGAAGCCCUAUUUUACACAGUAAUGUAAUUUUAAUUUGUAGUUUAACUUUUUAUCGGUAACGAUUACAUAAAAAGGUUUGUGGUGGUAUAUUGUUGACAUUCUUCAGGUUAUUGGCUAUACUGUUAAUACUUCAUACUGUGUCAUCAUGUACAUCCGUCGUAGAAAACUUGGAUGGGCAAAGUAUGUACUUUGAAGGAAUUCCCUUUUCAAGUAAAGGCUUCAAUACAAAUUAGUUAAGUGGUAUGUGAAGCAUUCAGGUGUGUCUUACGUAAUAAACUUGAAUAUUUAAAGUCAGCCCUGUUCAACAUGAUACAGGGCUUUGCGCUUCUGUAGAUUUGGAUUUGCUUUUAUAAUGUUCUGAGGAGCCAAUUUAUAAUGUUCUGAGGAGCCAAUUUAUGAUUUUCUGGGGAGCCAGUUUAUAAUGUUCUGGCAAGCCAAUUUAUAAUGUUCUGGCAAGCCAAUUUAUAAUGUUCUGGCAAGCCAAUUUAUAAUGUUAUAAUGUUCUGGGGAGCCAAUUUAUAAUGUUCUGGCGAGCCAAUUUAUAGUGUUCUGGGGAGCCAAUUUAUAAUGUUCUGGCAAGCCAAUUUAUAAUGUUCUGGCAAGCCAAUUUAU